AGAAGUUAACCGGAAAUACUCUUCAGCUGCGACGUGUUUUCCGACUGUCAAAUUUUUGACAUAAUUUGUUUUUCUUCAUUAUUUCAGACAUGAAACUAAAAUAAUACAAGAACAGGCUACAGUUUAUUGCUUCUUUUAUUACUGCUCAUUAGAAAAGAUACAUUAACAUAGAUAACAAAGAUGGGGGCUAACAGUAGCAGUUUCAGUGAUUUAGCCACCAAUCCAUAUCUGAUCAGAUUUGCCGGUUCCGAGUCCAUUUCACCUCAAGAUCCAUUCUGGAACCAGCUGUUGUCAUACACUUUCCUUAUACCUAUAAAUAGUUCUGAUGGUAAACUGUUGGAAGAAUCCACAGCUUUAACAUGUAAGAAUCUGGCAAUAAACAACUGUAAGACGGGAAACUUUGGUUCCCUGAUCAGGGCGUUCCUCAUCAGAUGUACCGAGCUUAAAGCUUCCACAGAAACCAAAGAUAACAUUUUCACAUGGCAGACGUAUAAUGCAUUGUUUAUCAUACGAAGUGUGUGUAAAUACCUUGUGGAACAUCUUAGUGAGGACCUUCUCAUACAACAGUUUGAGGCCCUGUCUCCACAGAAAGAUGGUUCCUCUUGUUGUGAGCUGACAUGUUCAGUUGGUGAGGAGCUGAUGAAUGCAUUGGUAGAACUUAUUGUUGACGUCCCCGUGUUGACGUUCACAUAUGCUCUACACCUGGAAGCAUUGAAUACUUUACUAACCCUCCUCUCUGUUCAGAUGUACCAGCCACAACCUGCCAGUAAAUUUACACUAUAUAAAUACAUGAUGGAAGGCAAAUGUUCUAUCCAUGCAUGUUUAAUGGUGAAGUCAUUGUUGAGAAACUAUGUUAACCAAGAGAAAUGUCCAAGUGAAUUGUAUAAGAAUACGACAGAUGGUGUAGGGGCAUUGGCAAGCAUGACUGCAUCAUUAGCUUCAAGUCUAUGGUCAGUGGUAACUCUAGGUAUUGGCUCCUCAUCCAACGAGAAAAAACCGGAAGAAGAAUUUAAUGAGACUUUAUUAGCCAAUCAGAGUCUGUUAUUUUUGUUGGUGUUAGCCAAUCACUGCACCAGCGACAGGGCUUUAAAUAAUCCAUAUAGACAAGCUUUGUUCCAGUUCACUAAUUCACAAGAUCCAGAUGAGGACAACCAAUCUUCGGGACCUACCCCUGUAGCUCAGAUAACGUUCAAGAUGGACUUCAUGGAACUAUAUAAAACAUUGUGUACGACACUCCGCGAUGAUCAGACAACAUUAUUACUUUAUCUUCUUAUACACAGAAAUCCUAACAUGAAAGCUUUCAUAUUGUCACGGACAAAUAUUGACCAGUUGGUGAUGCCAUUACUAAAGAUUUUAUACCAUGCACAGGAUAAGAAUUCUCACCAUAUAUAUAUGGCUCUGAUUAUACUACUGGUCUUGUCCGAAGAUGAUGUAUUUAAUAAAGCCGUACAUGAAGUUGCAUUAAAGAAUGUACCAUGGUUUAAAGAGAGAUCGAUGUCAGAGAUUUCACUAGGUGGACUUCUGAUUUUAGUGGUGAUCAGAACUAUACAGUUCAAUAUUACAAGAAUGAGGGACAAGUAUUUACACACCAACUGUUUGGCAGCAUUGGCUAAUAUGUCCUCACAGUUCACAAAUCUUCACCAAUAUGUUUCACAGAGACUAGUCAGUUUGUUUGCACAGCUGUGUAAGAAACAUACAAAGUUAGUUGAUCAGAUACGUCAGGCAGCCAUGAAAAGUCAUCAAUCUGCUGAGAAAACACCAGACGACUCCGACGAGGAAACGCAGGAAGAUUAUAUGCAGGAUCUAGCAGUAUUAGAGGAAGUGAUCCGUAUGGUGUUAGAAAUCAUAAACUCUUGUUUGUCCGCAAACCUUCAUCACAACCCAAAUCUUGUAUACACGUUACUCUAUCAGAAAGACUCUUUUGCCAUGUUUCGGACUCAUCCAACAUUUCAGGACAUUAUUUCAAACAUUGAUACUGUGUUAGCCUAUUUCUCAGGCAAGCUUGAACAAAUGGGUGGAAACCCAAUGCCCACAGAAGUGUUAGAAGUGAUAAAACAAGGUUCACUGCAGUUUAGGAGGGAUCGCCUAAAGAAAUUUCCAGAUCUAAAGUUUAAGUAUGUGGAGGAAGAAUCGCCAGAAGAAUUUUUCAUUCCGUACAUCUGGUCCCUCGUGUAUCACUCAUCAAAUCUGUACUUCAACGCAUCUAAAAUCAUCUUAUUCUCCUUGAGUAGUUGAUAAAUUUAUCAACGAGAAAAGUUUUUUUAAAUUCUGUACAUCUUGUCACUUGUGUGUUUAUCGUCUAAAAUCUGCAACUUUACUGGCCAUCAACAUUUUUUGAAUAUGCUGGUUUUGGACAUUCUUUAUGGAGUUCUUUAUAUCCCUCUAUUUAAGCAUUUGAAACCAUUUUUCUCUCUUAAAUUUGUCCACAUAUAAAAAUUCAUCCUCAUACAUAGCUAUGUCCUGCAUUGUGAUUGGCUAGCUAAUGUCAUUGACUGUGUUAUAUUGGGGAGUGUAUUUAAAUGGAAUCAUUUUAGAUGAUCGUUUAUGAAUAAAAUUGACAUUGGAAGAAAAUUUGAAAGAAUUGUAGAUUAUUGUAAUAAAUCUUAAGUUAAUCAUUCAAGUUGCUGUAGUGUGACAGCCUAUACUUGUCUUAGAUUUGUAUAAAAAUAAUUAAAAUGAAAGCAAAAUUAGCAGCAUUACUCUGAGUAGUAUGUUGAUAUAAGAGUUUAAUGUAUUCUUCCCUUUUGCUACACAUUUCCUAGAUACAACUAUUGGUAAUGUAGCUAACAGUUACAAAAUAAAUCAGUACUAAUUCAUUAUAGGAAAAAGAUAAAACAGUGCAUUGUAAGAACGGUGUUAAUAUACUUGUAAAAAGAAGUUGAUUAUUUCUUUGUGUUUUUAUUUCUGUGUCUUUCCUUUUCAAUUCUUUCUAAUAAGUAUUACAUUCAAAAUUUUCUUUUACUUGGGUGGUUUUAUAAAGAAAAAAAAGCACUAGUAGCAUGUGAUUUUCUGUUGAUAACAUAUCAAAAUAUUGUGUAACAGUUAAUUUCAUAAAAUUAGCGUGAUGCAUUUAUUUACUUUACAUUUUUGUGUGUGAUAAAUUCAGUAAUUAAGAAAAUCUGUUUCAAUAUAUAAUUAUAGUUAAAGAUACUUAUAGUUAAAGAUUCUCUAGUUUAUUUGAGACAUUACAUUCACUGCUUUUGUACAAUUUUGUGGCUGCAUAUUUGUUUUUCAAACAAUUGUAAUCAGAUCAUGUUCUUUGAAAUAUUAUUUCAGACUAGGAAGUACAAUAAGUUUGUGACUUAAAAUUUAAUACACAAGGGCAGGGAAGUGUGGGCUUCUCAUUCGAAGAAAAUGUGAUUCUGUAAAUUUUGUAAGAAUUGAUUUUGUGAAACAAAACCUUUCUUGACCUGUAUAUAAUAUUGUUUCUUAUGCAAAAUUGUGUAAAUAUUGGACUUUGUAUCAUAGUUGAUGCUUAUUUUAUAGAAUUUUAGUACUUAUAUCCCAAUAUUGUAAAUGUUGUUACUAAUUAUAGAUUUAAAUGCAUAUGUGUUACUAUUUAUAGAUAUAAAUGCAUAUGUGUUGUUGAUAUAUAUAUUUUAUGUUGUUGAAACUUUUUACUCAGACAAAUUUCUAAACCGCUGUUAAUUUUGAAGUGCUUAAAUGCAUAUGUGUUACUGCGAAUUUUGAAUAUAGUGGUACAGAACACGGGCAAAUAUUUUAAAACUUCUUAUGUUUUUGUGAAGUUAAUUGUUACAUGCCAACAAUCAUGUUAAUCUGCCCAUGAUAAACAUAGCAUGAUUUAUAUUUUUUUCAAAGGCAUUUUAUAUAUUGUUUGGUUAGUUUGGAUAAUGCCCUUGAUAUCAUUUUAUAAUUACAAGACAAAAAAUUCAAUUUUCAGAAAAUUGGUUUUAAUUUUGAGUACAUUGGGGUAUAAUAUUUCACAACAUGGAGAUCAGCUUUCCAGAAAUAGAUCAUGGUCUUCAUCAAUUCAAUGUAAUUGUCAAGUCCUGGUUAAUCGGCAUUUUUUCUGAUUUAACUAAAAGUGUCAUUGUAAGAAAAUUGAAACAUGAUUGUGAUUUCUUUGCAAAUUAGUCUAUCUUUUUACUCUGUCAGUUUCGUUCAAAUCUUUGAAAACAAGUACUAUUUGGUAUGAAAGGACUAUGUUCAUCUUGAAAAUAUACAGACAUUGGAUUGGGGCUUUGGUUAUGUGGCCAAGAUAUACGUUUUCAAUCAAAGGAUCGUAGAUUCAAGCCAUUCUUAGGCCAUAAGGAACUUUUCAAAUAAGAAACCUUGGUUGGUUAUUCCAAUAUUUGAUAGAUAUAAUAACUUUUUUUUACAAUUAGUUAAAGCAGCAUGCCUCCAGACUAAUUCAUUUAAUUUUUGUAAAAAAAAUAAAACAGAAAUGUAAAUGAAAAUUUAUUGUACAAAUAAAGCAAUUUAAUCUAGCCAAAGGAUUUUUUGCCCUAAUAAUUAUCCGACCUAAUAAUGAUCUGGCCUAAGGAUUUUUUUUAUCUAUAAUGAUAAAUGAAACAAAAUGUACAACAUUAAUAUUUAUUCAGAAGGAAACAGGAUGGCAUUAUGGUGAUUCAUUCAUAUUUUGCAUAAAAUAAAAAAAAAUCAGAAAGUCUCUACUGUACAAAUAAAGCAAUUUAAUGCUGUACUUUAUAAUACCGUAAUAAAAUGAUGAAAUAAAAGGAUAAUACUUUUCUUAAGAUAGAUUUUUAUUCCUCUGGAGAUGUGCAGCCAUAUAUAAAUAAAGUGUUGAGUUUAGAAUAUUAAAGGCCCAUUAUGACCCAGAAAUACUUUUAU
This is a messenger RNA of Ruditapes philippinarum (Manila clam), 4812 nucleotides long. Its product is annotated as dymeclin-like. The transcript has 16 exons. Bases 181 to 2235 code for a protein of 684 amino acids. Gene Ontology annotation, biological process: Golgi organization. Gene Ontology annotation, cellular component: Golgi apparatus. NCBI's taxonomy places the organism in Eukaryota, Metazoa, Mollusca, Bivalvia, Venerida, Veneridae. The record is from RefSeq and is a predicted model, not a curated record.